Aspergillus bombycis is the source of this 537-nucleotide messenger RNA. Its product is annotated as Mpv17/PMP22 family protein. Gene Ontology annotation, cellular component: cytoplasm; membrane. NCBI's taxonomy places the organism in Eukaryota, Fungi, Ascomycota, Eurotiomycetes, Eurotiales, Aspergillaceae. Bases 1 to 537 code for a protein of 178 amino acids. The record is from RefSeq and is a predicted model, not a curated record. The transcript has a single exon.
AUGGCGCGUCAUACCAAGACUAUCGUGCAGUCUGCUAUCCUCAAGUCCGCCGCGAACCUCACCGCGCAGCUCUUCCGCUACUCAACCAACCCCACAGCCCAGCCGCUGGACUGGCAGCCUGUCGUUGAAUUCGCUAUCUUCGGCCUCAUCCAGGCCCAAGUGAACUGCCAUUGGCAGGAGUUCUUAGAAGAUGUAUUUCCGUCGUACUCGGCCGCAGACAAGACCACUGCGCCUAAGAAGACCAUCCAGUGGCGGAACAUUGUCUACAAGGUUCUUCUGGAUCAGACAAUCGGACUCUUCUUAAUGAAUACGAUCUUUUUGGUUUGCACCAAUUUCACCCGAUUCAGGAGUGCGUCUCCCCUGGUAGCCGAAGUCAACCGGAAGAUCUGGCCCCUGAUCGUCAACGCUUGGAAGGUCUGGCCUGCUUGUUCUCUGUGCAAUUUCCUUUGGGUUCCUGUGGAGUCCCGCGUCCUUGUCGCCUCGUGUGUGGGAUUCGGGUGGAACAUCUUUCUCGCUUUCUUUGCGAUGGUCAAAUAG